AUGAACAGCAGCGCUCCGGCGAGCGCCGCCGCUCAGGUCGCCAAUAUAGCAUAUUGUUAUAUAUUACCUACAAUAUGCAUACUGGGGAUUAUUGGAAACAUCACAAAUCUUGUUGUGCUUGCUUCAAGAAAGCUGAGAGCCGUUUCCUAUAUGUAUUUGAGAGCACUGGCAGUUGCUGACCUGCUAUGCAUGCUGUUCGUAUUAAUAUUCGUUUCGGUGGAAAUUCUUGAGAAACAAGGUAUCCAUUUCAACCGCUGGAAAUGGUACAGCUUCUACCAGACCCAUUUGAUGUUGACGUUUAUCAAUUGGGCAUUGGGUACUGGGGUUUUUGUGGUGAUGGCAUUAUCGUUGGAAAGAUACAUUUCAAUCGUCUUUCCGUUGCAUUUCCGAGCUUGGAAUUCACCACAAAGAGCGAACAAGGCGAUAAUAUUUUCCUAUUUGAUCCCAGUGUUCCUCUACAUCCCCUAUGGAACUUGUCGGUAUCAAGCUACCGAAAACUGGGAUGCAAAGGACAACGUCACAUUCUAUAAAGUGAUCGAUAGCGAAAUUUCUCAAUCUUUGGGAUGGCAGUUAUACAAAUGGACCCGAGAGGGAAUGCUUCGUUUUGGCCCAAUCAUCCUCCUAUCAAUUCUCAAUGUCCAAAUCAUGUUCGCAUUCCGGAAGCGCCAAAAAAUGUUUGCCCAAUUAACGAAGCGAAACGAGAAAAAUUCAGCGCAUCGUGGCAGCAAUAAAGACGACACACUACUCUACAUGCUGGGUGGUACAGUGAUCAUGUUCUUCAUCUGCAAUAUCCCGGCCGCCAUUAAUUUGAUUCUCAUUGACGAGGCGCUGAAGAAACGAUGGGAUUAUCAAAUAUUCCGGGCAGCAGCCAAUCUGCUCGAAAUUACGAAUCAUGCUUCUCAAUUUUACGUGUUUUGUGCUUGCUCAACAGAUUAUAGAGUUACAUUCCUUCAAAAAUUCCCCUGCUUCCAAAAAAGUUAUGCAAAUAAGCGGAUGCGUUCAUUCGUCAAACGAACGCAAUCUGUGAUGAAUCGAGAACGCGAAAGCGAGCCUGGGGUUGAUGGGCAUAGAGCGGAAGAAUCGCCAUCACAUUCAAAAACCAGUAGACACGACGGAAAUAGGGAUCAAGAUACGGUGGAUAUACAUUUGGCUUCAGGGGAGUCGGACGGACUAUCCGGCGAACGAGAAAGCGACUCCCUCAUCCGCUACGGUGUCGUCGCAUCGCUCAAAAUGGCCGAAGACACCGCCGACAGCACAUUUCUA
Mesorhabditis spiculigera is the source of this 1263-nucleotide messenger RNA. The record is from the annotation of a GenBank genome assembly. Lineage: Eukaryota; Metazoa; Nematoda; Chromadorea; Rhabditida; Rhabditidae.